Messenger RNA from Paramecium sonneborni, 491 nucleotides. The record is from the annotation of a GenBank genome assembly. NCBI's taxonomy places the organism in Eukaryota, Ciliophora, Oligohymenophorea, Peniculida, Parameciidae.
UAGACAAAGAAAAAAAACAAUCAAUGGAUAAUAAAAGAUGAUUGGUGAUUGAUUGAUUUAACUAUAGAUGAAUUAAAAAGAGUUGGGAUCUAUUAAGCGAAAGGUUCAACAAGAUCAAAUAUGUUUGAUGGUCUUUUUACUUAUCCAAAAUUAUGGGAGGUAAAGAAUUUCAAAAAUCAUAUUGAAAAACAAAGAAAUCCUAACAAAAUGGCUGUUUGGAUAUCAUUUAGAAUAUGCAGGAGUAUCAAUAGUUGAAUUAGUUAUUUAUGAAUUAUAAAGAUUAGCUAUUUGAACAAUAAAAGAAUACAAGAAUGAAUGUUGUUUCAAUAGUCAUAAUGAAUUUGAUAUAAAUGCUUCAAGAGAAUUGACUAACCUUUCAAGAGUGUUUUAUUAAUUGGAUUGUAAGAAUUAACCAUCAACAUUUUAUACUACAAAAUACAUGAACAUUAUUGAAGCAGAUUUAGCAUCAGCAAGGAAUUAAAAGAAGAAGU